Anoplophora glabripennis (Asian longhorned beetle) is the source of this 868-nucleotide messenger RNA. RefSeq lists its product as uncharacterized. Lineage: Eukaryota; Metazoa; Arthropoda; Insecta; Coleoptera; Cerambycidae. The record is from RefSeq and is a predicted model, not a curated record. Bases 151 to 651 code for a protein of 166 amino acids. The transcript is spliced from 2 exons.
UUUAAUGAAUCAAGUUGGUGGGAAAGUCGGGGAGAGUUUAAUUUUGGGUGUUCGGAUUAGGGGUGGGGGGCGUAAAUAAUGUGAAAAUAUUGCAUCGUUUGACAAUCGUCAAAUUUUCGUUAUUUUUCCACAACAAAACCGCCUGCGAAAAUGGACAGAAGAAAGGACAAAUACUCCGUCGACAAGGAAACUGGAGAAAUUUUAUACCCGGCACUGUACAAUUCAGAGACGGGGGAAUAUGAGGGAGACGUCGUUGUGCCCCAAAAGAUAAGAUUUCGAAUACCGUUCCAAGAGACAGGAGGAGAGGAGCCCGACAAGAAGCCCUAUAACGCUCCAAAAUCGCAUCCCCAAGACCGAGAAUUUAUAAAAGCCGCAGUAUUCCUGCUACCCGCAGCAAUUCUGCUGUAUCCGGUCGUGUUCGUGGGUACCAUGCUGUUGGAGACGAUUUUACACUGCUGGGUGCACAAGAUAAACAAAACCCUUAAAAGUGAUGGGGUGUAUUACCAAAGCCCACUGCAUGGCAUCACAAAGGAAUUCUGCAGUAGGUGCAGGGAAUUUGACGCUGUUGAACAAAUCGGCAAACUCCAAGAUGUGCGUAGCAGCAAGUUGACGAAGUACGGUUUGGAAUCCAUUAGGAGGGUUGUUACAUAAUGUGAGCCUUCCUCAUGAUUUUAGGGACUGUACAUAUUUAUAUUUAUUCAGAAAUGUAAGGUUUAUUUAAAUUUUCCACCUUGUCGGCAAAGAUAAGGUUGAUAAAUUUAUCAUUACCAUUUUUUUUUACUUGUUGUUGCGUAAGAACGGUUGUGGUUAGAUUAGAGAACAUGGCGUACUGUAUAUUUUAAGAAAAUAUAUAAUGUUUUGAAAAUAA